Molecule: messenger RNA, 2392 nt
Organism: Anguilla rostrata (American eel)
Lineage: Eukaryota; Metazoa; Chordata; Actinopteri; Anguilliformes; Anguillidae
Product: transmembrane protein 233
Exons: 3
Coding region: 166-492 (108 amino acids)
Cellular component (GO): membrane
Source: RefSeq, a predicted model, not a curated record
AAAACUAAUUAGGUCAUCUCCCAACUCUGUCUCAGUGCUGUCCCUGCCUUCUGCACGCACAACAGCCCAGGCUUCAUUCAGGGUCAGGGACUUCAUUUCUCAGGGCCAGGUGAUCUCUCGAUUGAUCGGCGUUUCUUUUUGACUUGUGCGGCUGUAUCUGGUUCCAUGUCUCACGGCGUGGUGCGGUCGGAUGUGAAGAGCCCGUUGGGUGGGAGCACAGACCAAGGACUGGGGGGUGAAGGGCAGGAUGUGCCACCUCUGCGUAAUUACCUGGUGCUUACCAUCUUCACCUGUUUCUGCCCGGCGUACCCUAUCAACAUUGUGGCCCUAGUCUUCUCUGUGCUGUCCCAGAGCAGUUACGACCAGGGGGACUAUGAGGGCUCGCAGCGGCUGGGCCGCAAAGCCCUCCAGUUGGGCAUCGCCUCCGUAAUCAUUGGCCUUAUAAUCAUCACCAUCUACGUCAUUGUGCACUUCACCACGCACGUUGUUUGAUCUCGGGGGAGGCGAAAAGAACCUGAAAGAUCUCAAGAAGAGAGCUCACCAUCUCAUGAGAGACGGGGGAGUAAAACGGUCCUUUAUCUUUGAAGGCACCUGAACCGAAAUCAGAGCUCCCGAGCACCCAUUUUCCAGACUCACCACCUCCCAGCCCUCUCUGAGUCAAUUCCCUGUCCAGCUUUCAGUUCAGUAAAAUGCUCUACCACCUGUUGAUCUCCCUUUCUCUGUGCAACAUUUGAGAGCCGACCUUUCAUGAAAAAAGGUCAUGCACCCUGAACGCAAGAGCAUAAUACACUCAGAUAGCUUACAUGCUAUGCAGCCAUGUACAGUACACUUACUUACAUGCCAUUACAUGCCAUUAAUGUGCAGUACACCUGGUAUUGACCUUCACCGGAUGUAUCAUGGAUAGGAAGCACAUGUUCCUCACAUAUUUAAUGGUGGUAGGUUGUUAUGAGGCUAACAUCAUUUUAAUAUUGUUUUUAUAGUUUAUUAUAUUUGUUAUAAUAGCGCAAAAUACUUUUUAUGAUAUAUAAAGAGAGAUUAACUACAUCCUUUUGAAUUAGUUAUAUAUGUUUUUGGCACUGCACUGUACAUAUAAAAAUGAGUUUUAGAAAUAACCUUCCAUAAAAUAUGGAAUGAUAUCCUUAUUAAAACUGGUUAUUCAUGCAAGCUAUAAUUUUUUUCAAUCACAAGUUCUCAAACAAAUGAAUUAUGUGAGUAACAUUUUGCCUUUUUCUUCUGCGUGAGUGUGUGUACAUGUAUGUGUGUUUGCAGGUUUGAUGUCAUAAAAUCAUAUUUAGAGAGAGGCUUUGAUCAAGGGAACUGUGAGAUUGGGGUGUUAUGAAGGGAACUGUGAGAUGGAGGUGCUAUGGAAAAUGGACACUGGAGUUCUGGCACUGUCACCCCUGGCAACUGGCCACUGCACUUUGAACUCUCACGAGGCACAUGGAUGGUAAGGCACGUAGAGGACUUUAUCCCCCUGUAGCUGGCUUCCAUUCACUUCUGAAGCGCUGGUGGAAGCACCUGAACUGAAAACCUUAUGGACAUCGUCAUCAACCGAAUGGAAACCCAGGCACUCCCGUCACUCCCAAACCAUUUUUCCUUCUAUUUUUUUUUUGGCUUUCAGACAAGUGUGUGCUGCUGGUGAGGCACCUCCCUGUUGGAGAGGGGUGCAGUCGGUUUCACUACAGGUCCUUCGGACAAACCUGAUAGCCUGCCCCUGUGCUGCUCCUUAGGUUUUGGUUUUCAUUCCCUUGUGGGCCCUCAUUUAUUUCAUGGCUUGUUAUGGGAAAUUGAAGAUGGUGUGUUUUAAAAUAAUAUAUAGCCAUACUUUACUUGUGCUUGAAAAGCCAAGGUAUUGCUCAGCAAGGUGCUCGAAAAAGAGUCGAAUAAGCAGCUUAGUCAAAUCAUAGAGGUAAUCUGACCAUGAUGCUUUAAAAUAAAAUGACAUAAAGAAAAUAUUUUGAAAACCUAAACCUUGUAUUGAGAAAGUUACGUCCUUUGAAAUGAGUAUGAGCACAAUAUGUUUUUAGCCACAUAUUGGAGAUGCUCCAAAGUACAGUGCAAAAAUAAACUGUCCUGAGUGCUGAUCAUUACGCUUACAGACGUCAUCAGUUCGGAUGUCAGGAAAGAAUAUAUUCUGCCCAGACCGGUUUGCUAGCCCUCCAGAACCACUUUAGUGAAGAUCAUUUGUAUAAAAUAUUUCUGCUUUUGAUUUGACAUGCAGCCAUACUUUGUACGUUGGUAUGUACAUUUUGCUAUUUAUGUAUUUUUAAAAAGCCAAUGCUUUUGUAGUCAUUAUUACAUGUAGUAAGAUGCUUAUACACAAUACCUGUCUAGUGAAUGAGUUCAAAUGUCAUGUAUUUCAAUAAAUGGCAAAUCAAGAGAGAUUAAAUCA